Molecule: messenger RNA, 315 nt
Organism: Gongylonema pulchrum
Lineage: Eukaryota; Metazoa; Nematoda; Chromadorea; Rhabditida; Gongylonematidae
Source: the annotation of a GenBank genome assembly
AUGCAGAAAUUGAGUGAAAAUGGUAAGAAACGAGUAUGCCGAAAUAUCUUUGCGGUACAGCAGCGCCUAAGUCAGUUAACGGGACGACGAGAAAGUGAGCUGGAACGAGCACGGGCAUUUUUCGAACUACUCAACCAUGAUCCGGACCAACUGUUGGCGCUUAUCCUAGAAAGAGGAGCCGUGUUUUCACAUCUCGAGUACACUUAUCUUCUUGCACUUGCUGUUAGGUCGCAUCCUGUGCUUAGCGCACAGCCAGGUGCACUGGAACAACGUAUCUCACAACUCAAAACGAUCCUGGCACAGUUGAAAAAAUGA